Messenger RNA from Eimeria tenella, 3033 nucleotides. RefSeq names its product aminopeptidase N, putative. Gene Ontology annotation, molecular function: aminopeptidase activity; metallopeptidase activity; zinc ion binding. Gene Ontology annotation, cellular component: cytoplasm. The transcript is spliced from 12 exons. The record is from RefSeq and is a predicted model, not a curated record. The coding region runs from base 1 to 3033 and encodes 1010 amino acids. Gene Ontology annotation, biological process: proteolysis. Lineage: Eukaryota; Apicomplexa; Conoidasida; Eucoccidiorida; Eimeriidae.
AUGUUCCCCAACGUCCAGAUGGCCGCAGCCGCGGCUGUUGACUCCCCAGUAGAAGCUAACAGAGAAGAGCAUGAAGAUAAAGAGGGAGGCAGACAACUUCCUGCUGCAGAGUCAGGCCCGAAGGAGGCGGAGGUGCCCUUCCGUACUCCGCACGCGCUGAGGGCAGAUUUCCACCGUCAGCAAGCAGAUGAAGGCCCAUUGAAAACGCCACAGCCAACUUCAGCGGAAGCGCCAGACACAGCAAGCACGCAGGAAACUAAGGAUUCCUCCGAAGGAGCAACCCACGGUCUCUCGCCCCAGCGAAGAGGACGACCAGGGGAGAAAUUCAGGGAUGAAUAUAAACCUUCCGACUUCACUGUUGAAUCCGUAGACUUGAACUUCCUCCUCGAUGACGCUAACACGAAGGUUUUUGCAACUAUAAUUUUGAAACGCGCGGAGGGAACUGUCCCCACAGACUUGGUGCUAAAUGGCGAAGAUAUGGAGCUUCUUUCUUUAAAGGUAAAUGGAAAAGUGGUUGAAGAGUUAAAAGAGAACCCCAAGGGUGGCGAUGAGGGAGCUGCAAAACAGGGUGGAAAGGAAGGCUACCGCUUAGGCUCUGACGACGUUCUGAUCGUAACUAAAGAGGCUCUUCCGCAGGAUGCUGGGGAGACCUUUACACUGCAAACUGAGGUAUCUAUACAUCCUGUAACAAAUCUCAAACUGAAAGGGUUGUAUGUUUCCGGCACGGCCCUCGUAACGCAAUGUGAAGCUGAAGGAUUCAGGAGGAUCACUUACUUCUUAGACCGACCCGAUGUAAUGGCGACAUACAAAGUUCGACUGGAGGCAAACAAAGCAAAGUACCCUAUCCUCCUCAGCAACGGCAACAAGGCAGACGAGGGUCCUGUAGAAGAUGCCCCGCACCGCCAUUUCGCUGUUUUUGACGAUCCCCACCCAAAACCAAGCUAUCUUUUUGCCAUUCUAGCUGGCAAUUUCGAGGCUAUAAGAGAUACUUUCACCACCAAAAGCGGCAAAGACGUGGCGCUUGCAGUGUACAGCGAGCCGGCGCAACUGCAUAAAUUGAACUGGGCGAUGCACAGCGUGAAGGUCAGCAUGAAAUGGGAAGAGGACAACUUCGGAAGGGAGUACGAUUUGGACGCAUUUAACGUUGCUUGUGUAUCGGAUUUCAAUGCGGGAGCAAUGGAGAACAAGGGCCUCAACAUAUUUAACUGCACUCUACUCCUCGCGAGCAUGGACACCAGCACAGAUGAGGAUUUCGAGCGUGUUCUUGCUAUUAUUGGCCAUGAGUACUUCCACAACUGGACAGGCAACCGCGUCACUGUCCGUGACUGGUUUCAGUUGACCUUGAAGGAAGGCUUAACUGUGUUCCGCGAACAACUAUUCAUGGGCUCUGUCUUGUCUGCCGGAGUGCAACGUAUUCAAGAAGUUGCAGACUUGAUUUCAAGACAGUUUGCCGAAGAUGACGGACCUAUGGCCCACCCAAUUCGGCCUGAAAGCUACUUAGCCAUGGACAACUUUUACACAGCUACUGUCUAUGAUAAAGGUGCAGAGGUUGUGCGCAUAUACCACACCUUGCUCGGCACCCCAGGGUUUCGAAAGGGAAUGGAUUUAUAUUUCCAACGCCACGACAACCAGGCCGCUACUUGUGAUGACUUUCGCGCAGCGAUGGCAGACUCAAAUGGUGUAAAUUUGGACCAAAUGGAACGCUGGUAUACCCAAGCUGGAACUCCCCGUCUGGAAGUUCUGAAGGCCGCGUUGAACAAGGAGACAAAAGUGUUCGAAAUUCGUUUCAAGCAGUACACUCCAGCAACUCCCGGACAGAACAAGAAGCUACCUCAAGUCAUUCCCAUAAAAAUGGGUUUGAUCGGCAAAACUUCGCGUAGAGAACUUGUACAGCCCGCAGUGGUUCUGGAAAUGACAGAAGAGGAACAGACCUUCCGCCUCAACAAUAUCAGCGAGGACUGCGUGCCAUCGAUUUUGCGAGGGUUUUCGGCUCCCGUCAUAUUGGUGAACCCUCACCAAACUGAAGAAGAUAUGGCGUUUUUGAUGGCAUAUGACAGUGACCCAGUGACGAAAUGGUUUGCCUCGAGGGCACUCGCCACUCCCAUCAUUCUUUCGCGGGCUUCGCAAGUUGUCGCAAACAAAAACGUUCGCAUUUUCGAACAAAUUUCGGGGGCUUAUAUUGAUGCGCUAAGGACCACCCUUACAGACAACACGCUCGAUAAUGCGCUUAAGGCACUACUGCUGCAGCUUCCCGACUGGAGCACGCUUUCCACUCAUAUGAAGACCAUCGACCCAGAAGCACUGCACCUGGCGAUUCGAUCUGUCAAGGCAGACGUGGCUGCCGCUUUGAAGACAGAAAUGGCUAAGGAAUACGAACACCUGACGCUUCCUGCAGGUGAGGAGGACGACAUGGAAGAGGAAAGUACCGGAAGAAGGAAGCUGAGGAACACUCUGCUGUUUUUCUUGUCGGAGAGCCGAGACAGGGAAGCUGUCGAUAGAGCCGUCAAACACUUCACAGAUGCAAAAUGCAUGACUGAUAGAUACGCGGGGCUAAUCACGCUCGGAAACAUUCCAACAGCGGAAAGGGAGACUGCAUUUGCUCGAUUCUAUGAAGACGCAGCAGGAGAUCCUCUCGUCCUAGACAAAUGGUUCAGAGCUCAGGCGCGCUCAGACCUUCCGGACCAGGUGGAACGCGUCGCAGAGCUCCUGAACCAUCCGGCCUUUUCUCUAAAGAAUCCCAAUAGACUGCGAUCUUUGAUUUUCACCUUCGCCUCUCUCAAUCCUUUGCACUUCCACAGAAGCGAUGGGAAGGGAUAUGAACUGCUAGCCAACGUUAUCCUUGAAGUCGACCGUAUAAAUCCAGUUGCAGCUUCCCGGGGGGCAAAAUUGUUCCUGCAGUGGAGGAGAUACAACGCGCACCGUCAGCGACUGAUCGAGAGCCAGCUGCACCGCAUUUUGUCGGCAAAGACUCUGUCAAAAAACGUCAAAGAAGUUGUGUCAAUGGCUCUGGACUCACCUCAUUCGUCGCCAUGA